AUGUUUCUCAAACAGGCUUCCUCAUCAUCAAGAAGAUUUCUUCCUCUUCUCCAAAAAACAUCAUCAUCGACCUCUUCAUCAUCAUUAUGCGGUACUGGAAUGAUGGGUCAAAUUCAAAAGGCAAACUUUUCCACACAAUUGAGAGGAUGCCUUGGAAAUAAAGGCCCAACCGUUAUUGAUACUUCUGGUGUGAUGGAUAUUCCGGAUAGAAAAUCACCAUCAGACAUUCUUCGUGGCCUUCAAGAAAAAGUUGAUGCAGUGAAGAAGGAAGCAAAAUUAGGAGGUGGAUUGGAGAGAAUUGAAAAGCAACAUCAAAAAGGAAAGCUCACAGCAAGAGAACGUAUUGAUCUUCUUUUGGAUGAGGGCUCGUUCAGAGAAUAUGAUGCUUUUGUUAGACAUAGAUGUACUGAUUUCGGAAUGGAAAAGGACAGACCUGCAGGUGAUGGUGUUGUUACUGGUCAUGGUACCAUCAAUGGAAGAUUAGUGUUUGUUUUCUCCCAAGACUUUACAGUAUUCGGUGGUUCUCUUUCUGAAACACACGCCCAAAAGAUUUGUAAGAUCAUGGACAAGGCUAUGGAAGUGGGUGCUCCAGUAAUUGGUAUCAACGACAGCGGUGGUGCCAGAAUUCAAGAAGGAGUUGCCAGUUUGGCUGGUUAUGCUGAAGUUUUCCAACGUAAUGUGAAUGCCAGUGGUGUCAUUCCGCAAAUUUCAUUGAUUUGUGGACCUUGUGCUGGUGGUGCUGUUUACAGUCCUGCAAUGACAGACUUUAUUUUCAUGGUUCGUAACACCAGUUACAUGUUUGUUACUGGUCCCGAUGUCGUUCACUCAGUUACUCGUGAAACUGUGACCAGUGAACAAUUGGGAGGUGCCACUACUCACACUCAAGUAAGCGGUGUUUCUCAUCGUGCAUUUGACAAUGACAUUGAAUUACUUAGAUUUACCAGAGAAUUUAUUAAUUUAUUGCCUUCUAGUAAUAGAGAAAACACACAAAGCAGACUCUUAGCUCCAACAGAUCCAAUUGAUCGUAAGGACUACAGUUUAGAUCAUGCAAUUCCAGCUGAUACCAACGCACCAUACAAUAUGCUCACAGGUGUCAUCAAACCAAUUGUUGAUGAUCAUGAAUUCUUUGAAAUUAUGCCAGAUUAUGCCAAGAAUAUUAUUACUGGUUUUGCUCGUAUGAAUGGUGAGACUGUUGCUAUUAUUGCUAAUCAACCAUGUGAAUUGGCUGGUGUUUUGGACAUUAACUCAUCAGUGAAGGCUGCUCGUUUUGUUAGAUUUGCUAAUGCAUUCAAUAUUCCAAUUCUUACAUUUGUUGACGUUCCUGGUUUCUUACCUGGUACAGCUCAAGAAUAUGGUGGUAUUAUUCGUCACGGUGCCAAGCUUUUGUUCGCCUAUGCUGAAGCUACAGUUCCAAAGAUUACUGUCAUUACCAGAAAGGCAUACGGUGGUGCUUACGAUGUGAUGAGCUCAAAACAUUUGAGAGGUGACUACAAUUAUGCUUGGGCUACAGCCAAUAUUGCUGUCAUGGGUCCAGAAGGAGCUGUUAAAAUUAUUAAGGGCAUUGAAGGUUCAAGCCAAAAGGAACGUGAAGAUUAUUAUCGCUCCAAGUUUGCCACUCCACUUCUUGCUGCUGAACGUGGAUUCUUGGAUGAUGUGAUCAAGCCACACGAAACCAGACAAAGAAUUAUUGAAGAUUUAGAAGUUUUGAGGACAAAGAAGAAGGAAAAUCCACAAAAGAAAUUGGCCAAUAUUCCUUUGUAA
This is a messenger RNA of Naegleria lovaniensis, 1761 nucleotides long. RefSeq lists its product as uncharacterized. The record is from RefSeq and is a predicted model, not a curated record. Gene Ontology annotation, molecular function: propionyl-CoA carboxylase activity. Gene Ontology annotation, cellular component: mitochondrion. Lineage: Eukaryota; Heterolobosea; Eutetramitea; Acrasida; Naegleriidae. The transcript has a single exon. The coding region runs from base 1 to 1761 and encodes 586 amino acids.